AUGGCAUUUGCUCUCAAGUCAGGAAUGGACAAAGAAAUGUGUCACCCGAACAAGGAAGAUGGUGCUACCAAUGGAGACCAAGGGAGUGAGCAGCAGCCAAAGGAGCUGAUUCCUGAUCGUGUGGGUGGCAAGAGACUGCCGUCGUCUGUGCCAUGGCAGGUGCCACGACGUCGCCUACGCCAUCGAUUCACCCAGUGGCAGCUGGAGGAACUGGAGCGCAUCUUCCAGGCCAAUGGCUCCCUCGGCAUUAAAGCAAGAAAACAACUAGCCAGAUGGAUGGGUGUGAGUGAAGCCGUGGUGAAGAGAUGGUUUCAGAAGAGGAGAGAGCAGUACAGCAGAUAUAUGAGGCUGUGA
Molecule: messenger RNA, 354 nt
Organism: Arvicola amphibius (Eurasian water vole)
Lineage: Eukaryota; Metazoa; Chordata; Mammalia; Rodentia; Cricetidae
Product: homeobox protein Mix.1-like
Exons: 3
Coding region: 1-354 (117 amino acids)
Molecular function (GO): DNA binding
Source: RefSeq, a predicted model, not a curated record